Molecule: messenger RNA, 1945 nt
Organism: Paramormyrops kingsleyae
Lineage: Eukaryota; Metazoa; Chordata; Actinopteri; Osteoglossiformes; Mormyridae
Source: RefSeq, a predicted model, not a curated record
GCGCCCAUACCUAAAUGCGCCAGUUGGUGGCGUAGUUGUGUUUCCUGGGUACCUCGCAAGCUUCAGUGACUGACAGCCGUGCAGAACUGGUGCGUGUGAAACAGUUACUUUCUGCAGCUGUCUGAGAUUGUCGGAUGACAUUAACAGUAGUACAUCUCAUUUUUUCGUGAUGACUAUGUCUUCUUGUGUUCAAUGUCCCGGCUGUCAAUAUGCUACCGUUUCUGAUCUGGAUCCAGAUUUUAUCAAUAAACGCUGUACAGUUAUGCGCCCGGCCGGGGGAAAAAGUUGAAAUCCCUUGUCGAAAUGAAAGAAAACUCUCGAAAGUGAAAUGGAGUUAUUAUAGAAACGGCGCGAAAUCCUUUUUAAUCUCCAGUGGUACAGAUGGAGUGAGGAACUACAACGCAAACUUACAAACCCAAGUCAGAAUUUCACACGACAAUUCACUUGUUAUUGAGAGUAUGACAGGAGAGAUUGAGGGAAAUUACUCCUGUGAACUGUGUAGAAAAGACGAUCUUUGCGAAGUAACAAACGCUUCCCUGUUACUGUUAAAAGGUAAGACGUAUAUGGAGAUUAAACCAAUGUCAGCUGACUACAUGUUGAUCAGAUUUCACCCUUUUACCUUGAAUUACUGUAGAGACAUAUCUGGGGAACAAAACGAAGGCGAUCGCCGCGCCGGGCAGUGUUUUUACUCAUUCUUGUCCAACCGAAGAGGCAGAUAAGAUGGACAGUCCAGCCAAUGUGAAGUGGACGUCUGAAUCAAUUGGAAAACCGGUCAUAACUUUCACCCUCCAUGGUCGGUCUGCUACGGAAAAGCCGAAAGACCACAAGAUGCUGCCAAACGGAUCUAUUUAUUUGUCUGGUGUUGACAGCAGUGAUGCAGGGAACUACAGGUGCUGGGUACAGAAACGUCCGUGUCACUGGAUCAACCUGCUAACCGUUAACUUGUACGUUCAGUCAGGAAGCCCCGUGGAUAAUGUGAACCAUGGGGGUUUGGGCCAAACUACUGAAUCUUGGAACCAAACUGGCCAUGAGUCGCAAGACAAAAAAGACUCCAGCCAUAAAAUGGCGGUGGUGUUUGGCACUUUGGUCACCUCUCUGCUUGCACUGCUACUUCUCUGCAUGGUUCUCCACUGCAGAUAUAGAAGAUCUUCAGAGAUUACCACACCUAAUGAGCAACUAAAUCUAGAGCCUAACUACAGAAGCACAGAAAGCUCCAGACUAGAGAUGAAUGAAACUGAAUAUCAUGUCUAUUCUGUGGUGAACGUAACAAAACCAGAACAGAACUGUGUCAUCGAAAGCCAGGACACUUGCGUUUAUAGUUUAAUCAAGAUCCCAUCAGCAUGCACUUCUGGAAAUGAGGGUUGAGAGUGGCUUUCGGUAAAGGCGCAAACUCACAAAGCCAUCAGACACGGGCCCUGUUUGGAUGAGGACCUGCCAUUCUUUUUCUUCCCUGAGUUCCAUGUAAACCAUGAUCAACAUGAGAUAUGAACUGUGGAAGUUAACAGAUAGAAUGGUAAACAUCAGAAAAGAUAAUUCCUUUUUUAUAGAUGUUAAAAUACAGAUUGCAAAUAUAAGUUUGGUUUGUGGUGAACUACAAUUAAGAUAACAAUUAUUUUUAAAGUUGGAAAAUAUUAACUUUUAUUAAGCUUUAAUGGAAGACCAUACUUAGAGCUGGAUAAAGACGGCAAUACUGUGCACCCAUUGUAAUAUGCACCCAUUGUAACGUGCACCCAUUGUAGCUAUUAAAGUCACCACAUACAGAGGUGACAGUGAAAUGUCAUAAACAUUGCAGUGGUUGUUUUUAGCAUUACUGUUGACUCUCAUGAGCUUCUAUUGUAUAUUUUGCAGAUGCAGAUGUGUUUUGGUGUUAAUUACCUGCAUUUUAGGUGAACUUAACGCGCUACUCAUUUGUACUUUGUAUGGAGGGAAUCCAGCAAAUAAAUAA